AUGGAAGGAGAAGAUAUUUUAUACGAGGUCAGAGACAGAAUGACAAUUAUCACUUUGAAUAGACCCGAAGUUUUAAAUGCCCUUAAUGGGGAUCAAUACUUGUUAUUGGCCAAAUUAAUGGAAAGAGCCAACCAGGAAGAAGAUACCGUGGUCACCUUACUUCAAUCUACCGGUAGAGCAUUUAGUGCCGGGGCUAACUUUGCCGAUAAAGGUCUUGCUAACGCUUCUACUGAAGAAUUAUUUAGUCACGAAUACUGGCUUAAUCGUUUUGUUUCCAGAAAUGUCUUUUUAGCAGACUUGUUUCAUAAUCAUGAUAAAGUUUUGAUUGCUGCCUUGAAUGGUCCAGUCGUUGGAUUAACCACCGGGUUAAUCUCAUUAUGUGAUUUGAUUUACGCAAAAGAUGAAAAGGAAACUUUCCUUUUGGCUCCUUUUGCUAACUUGGGUUUGGUUGCCGAAGGUGCUUCCAGUGCUAGUUUAUUCUUGAGAUUGGGCUGGUCGGUGGCCUCGGAAGCCUUGUUGUUUUCAAGAAAAAUCCCCGGUGAAAGAUUGACUCAAUUGGGAUUUAUUAAUAAGUCCUAUCACGAUGAGAAAUUCGCUUCCACCGAAGAAUUCAACGCCCGUGUGCAAAAGGACGUUCUUACUCAGUUUGAAGACUUACAUGAACAAUCCAUUUUCCAAAAUAAACAAUUAUUAAAGGCUAACAGAGAUCAAUUGAUCAAUAGUAGUAUUACUCGUGAAGUUAUUAAAGGUUUGAACAAAUGGACCGAGGGUAUUCCCCAAGGUAAGUUUGCUCAAUUGAUGCAAAAGGACAUCAAACAUAAACUCUAG
Molecule: messenger RNA, 828 nt
Organism: Hyphopichia burtonii NRRL Y-1933
Lineage: Eukaryota; Fungi; Ascomycota; Pichiomycetes; Serinales; Debaryomycetaceae
Gene: ECI1
Product: dodecenoyl-CoA isomerase
Exons: 1
Coding region: 1-828 (275 amino acids)
Biological process (GO): fatty acid beta-oxidation
Cellular component (GO): peroxisomal matrix
Source: RefSeq, a predicted model, not a curated record